This is a messenger RNA of Toxorhynchites rutilus septentrionalis, 1911 nucleotides long. Its product is annotated as band 7 protein AGAP004871-like. NCBI's taxonomy places the organism in Eukaryota, Metazoa, Arthropoda, Insecta, Diptera, Culicidae. The coding region runs from base 439 to 1599 and encodes 386 amino acids. The transcript has 4 exons. Gene Ontology annotation, cellular component: plasma membrane. The record is from RefSeq and is a predicted model, not a curated record.
UACUUCUCGCAAGGUGCUCUCGAAGGGGAUCAAUAGUAGUUAGUGCUAAUUUCGCACGUGAUGGAUUUGCACCAACGGAAAGUUGAGUUUCAUUUUGCAAUUGAACUGAUGUGUUGAGUAAGCCAGGAUUCAAUCUCACGGAACUGAUCGGUUUUAAGGGCGAUAUUUGUUGUAAUAGAGUUAGGGCAGUCAUAGCGCUUCGGUUCGGCUCCGCGGUCCGGUACCUGUUUCUAUCGAUUUAUAUUUCAGACAUAAUCUAUCCAUCGGAUCGUUUAGUGUGUGCUGUUUAUCCUUCCCGCGCGGAUAUUCUUGUUUAUUAUAGAAUUGUUGGUGGUUAAAAAAUAUUCAAACUCCCACUCGUGUGUUUUCAACGGUUGCGUACAUUAGCGGAGUGAGGACGGUGUCAGUGCGUGUGGCAGGUCAAUAUACCCACUAGCGAUGAUUUCCCCCACCAAUCAAACGGACGAGCUGAUGACAGAUGUCCAGCAAUACCACCAGCAUUUGGGUCCAAUACCGGCGCCUGUGAUACCACCGAUACCGUUGCUUAUGACUCAGGGCCAGCAGCACCAACCGUCGAUGAUACCUCAGCAGCAACAUCAUCUUCAGCAUCAUCAUCAGCAACAGCAGCAGCAGCAGCAACAACAACAACAGCAGAAUAAGCCACAAUCAUCGCCAUCCCAAUCUUCGCCAUCACCCCCUGCUCAACUUGGUUUUACCAUACAACCAUUGGCCAUCCCGAUCUCGGAUGCAUUAAGAGUUAGAACGGCCGAAGCCGAUUCGAUAGGAUGUGUCGAAGUCCUCGCAACGGUCUGUUCGACCAUUUUCAUGUUCCUGACGCUGCCCAUUUCGAUCUUCCUGUGCUUCAAAGUAGUCCAGGAGUAUGAACGAGCCGUCAUUUUCAGACUUGGUCGAUUGAGAUCCGGCGGUGCUCGAGGACCCGGUGUGUUUUUCGUUCUUCCAUGCAUCGAUAACUACUGUAAGGUGGAUCUUCGUACUGUCUCGUUUGACGUGCCGCCUCAGGAAGUUCUUACGCGUGAUUCCGUAACGGUUUCCGUUGACGCGGUUGUUUACUACCGUAUUCGUGACCCAUUGAACGCAGUCGUCCAGGUGGCCAACUACAGCCACUCAACCCGCCUUCUAGCCGCGACGACACUGCGAAAUGUGCUCGGAACGCGAAAUUUAUCCGAGCUGCUGACGGAGCGAGAAGCUAUCUCCCACUCGAUGCAAGUUACUCUCGAUGAGGCCACCGAUCCGUGGGGUGUACAGGUGGAACGCGUUGAAAUAAAGGACGUCUCCCUACCGGACUCGCUGCAGCGUUCGAUGGCCGCCGAAGCGGAAGCAACCCGUGAAGCGCGCGCCAAGGUGAUUGCCGCGGAAGGUGAGAUGAAGUCUUCGCGUGCUCUGAAGGAAGCGUCUGAUAUCAUGUGCGAGAGUCCAGCGGCUCUCCAGCUGCGCUAUCUGCAAACCUUGAGCAGCAUUGCGGGCGAGAAGAACUCCACCAUCGUGUUCCCUCUGCCAAUCGAGCUGAUUGGACCACUGAUGAACAUAACCUCUAAGAUAGUGUCGAAACCGACCGAAACGGGUGUCCAGAUCGAUUAGCAGUACCCGGUCGGGUGUACGCUGUACCGCUUCCAUAACUCCUUUUAGAGAAGAGAUGGAUCAAACUUACACUACGAUACAGAACGAAGAACAAAUGAGUAACAACAUACACCAAUUUACAAACGCUACGUUUCAUAUUUCUACCUAUUAAAUAGUGUCAUAAAGAUAAGAAUAACAUAAUAGUUUUAAUCGCCAUACAAAGUGCUGCUGAAGCCAAAUAAUCCGUAAUGUUAUAUUGCAAUAAUCGAACGUGCCAUUUUACGCAGCCAGUGAAAAAAAAGGGUUUUGUAAAUAAAGAUUUUUACAAAUAUA